GGACGGCCCCACUCGGCGUCCUCGCCAUGAAGCAGCCGCCUCGGGCCCGCCGCGGCCCUUUAAAAAGCGGCCGCCGCCGCUGCCGCUCCCCUCCCAGCGGAGCGUCGCGUUGAGCUCGGCGCGCAUCCUCCCUGAGCAUCCCCUCCGCGCAUCCCCGCCGCAGCGCUCCCGCUCGAUCCUCGGCGCCGGGGCCGGACCGCGCCUGCCUGCCCGCCCGCGAGCAAUCAUGUUUGAAAUUAAGAAGAUUUGCUGCAUUGGUGCUGGUUAUGUUGGUGGGCCAACCUGUAGUGUUAUUGCACAAAUGUGCCCCACUAUCAAAGUUACUGUUGUGGAUGUCAAUGAGGCCAGAAUCAAUGCCUGGAAUUCAGACACUCUCCCAAUCUACGAGCCAGGGUUACAAGAAGUAGUAGAAUCCUGUCGAGGCAAAAACCUCUUCUUUUCCACCAGUAUUGAUGAUGCCAUUAGAGAAGCUGAUCUUGUAUUUAUUUCUGUUAAUACACCAACAAAGACCUAUGGGAUGGGAAAAGGCCGAGCAGCUGAUCUGAAAUACAUUGAAGCUUGCGCUAGAAGAAUUGUACAGAAUUCAAAUGGCUAUAAAAUUGUCACUGAGAAAAGUACAGUUCCAGUACGUGCUGCGGAGAGCAUUCGUCGAAUAUUUGAUGCCAAUACUAAGCCUAACUUGGAUUUGCAGGUGCUGUCUAACCCAGAGUUCCUUGCUGAAGGAACAGCCAUCAAGGACCUGAAGAACCCGGACAGAGUGCUUAUUGGUGGAGAUGACUCUCCAGAGGGACAGAAAGCUGUCCGUGCUCUGUGUGCUGUUUAUGAGCACUGGGUGCCCAAAGAAAAGAUCCUUACAACCAAUACCUGGUCAUCAGAACUUUCUAAACUGGCAGCUAAUGCUUUUCUUGCCCAAAGAAUCAGCAGCAUUAACUCAAUCAGUGCUCUGUGUGAAGCUACAGGAGCAGAUGUUGAAGAAGUAGCAAGAGCUAUUGGAACAGACCAAAGAAUUGGAAAUAAAUUUCUCAAAGCCAGUGUUGGGUUUGGAGGUAGCUGUUUUCAGAAGGAUGUCUUGAAUUUAGUGUACCUCUGUGAGGCACUGAACUUACCUGAGGUAGCUCGCUACUGGCAACAGGUAAUAGACAUGAAUGAUUAUCAGAGAAGAAGAUUUGCUUCCCGCAUUAUUGACAGCUUGUUCAAUACUGUCACUGACAAGAAGAUUGCUAUUUUAGGGUUUGCUUUCAAAAAGGAUACUGGGGACACAAGAGAGUCAUCCAGUAUCUACAUUAGCAAGUAUUUAAUGGAUGAAGGAGCAAAGCUCCAUAUCUAUGACCCUAAAGUACCUAAGGAACAAAUCAUCUUAGAUCUCUCACAUCUGGGUGUCUCAGAAGAUAACCAAGUGUCUCGGUUGGUCACUAUCAGUAAAGAUCCCUAUGAAGCCUGUGAUGGAGCCCAUGCCCUUGUGAUUUGCACUGAAUGGGACAUGUUUAAGGAGCUGGAUUAUGAACGUAUUCAUAAGAAAAUGCUAAAGCCUGCAUUUAUCUUUGAUGGUAGGAGAGUUCUAGAUGAUCUUCACAAUGAGCUACAAGUCAUUGGCUUCCAGAUUGAAACAAUUGGGAAGAAGGUGUCAGCCAAAAGAAUUCCUUUUGCUUCUUCAUGUGAAAUUCCUAAAUUCAGCCUGCAGGAUCCACCUGUCAAAAAGCCUAGGGUAUAAUGUUUAAUAGAUACUGAAGGAAUUCUGUGGAUCUUCUUAGUGAUAAUACUGUAAGCCUAUGCUUUUUUUAAGGAAAUAUAUUUUUCAUAAACUAAACCAGUUUUACACUAGAAAUGGUACCUGGUACAUGUGAAUUCAGUCUAUUUUCAAAUCUCUAUUUUUAUAGCAAUUUUUUUUGGUUACUGAAGAUGGUACAAACCUGUUUUUAAUAAUGAAUCAUCUUUUAAGUGCAAAAGUUACCUUCAAACUGCAGAUUUCUGCUUCCAGAAGUGUUGCUAAACGGCACUUUAAAUAUUUCAAGUGAUACGAAAGCAAAAGAAAUAGAAUAUCUUUCUACCUUAGUCCAGUUAUAGACUGUAAUCAGUCUAUAUAAACUGUCAUCUAUAGACUGGAACUUUGGUCUCAGCAAUUUUUAAUUUUCUUUUGGGGUGAUUCUUUGCCCGGUUGAAUGCCUGCUCUACCUGGCAUUCAAGUCAAAAGAUCAUUUCUAAGUAAAUUGGUAGGCUUUAGGUCCAGCCCUAAGGUAGAGCUGACUUCAACAAUAACGCCCCAGUCGUGGUUGGGAUCCAUUGGCGCUGAUACAGUCUGAACUUCCUCUCUUGGGAGACCAGAUAGUUCUGCAGGCAUCGAUCGUGUAAUUAGUGCCAGUGGACAGCAGCUACAAACUGAUCCACUGGCAGGUUUGCAGUUUUCAUUUUUUGGUUGUCUUGCCUACAUUCCAUGUGCAGCCACACAUUUUUGAUUUAAUCAGAUUCCUGGGGCAAGUAUUCCCUAAGUUACAGCAAUACAACCUGUCUUCAGCAGAGGAGCAUUCUGCUUGUUUGAACACUGGAUUUAAGCAGAAUUACCUUAAUUUGGUAUCAGCCCAAGUAGAAAACAAAUAUUGGUUUCAAUGUUACCUGGUAGUUAUCUUUUUCCUUCCUUACAUACAUCUGAAAGCAGCUUUUUUAAUGAAUCUGCAAAAACAUAAUCUCUGCUGUGAAGAAAUUAUUAAAAAUUAAUUCAGGCCCAUAAAUUCAGCCCCAAAAAUCAGCUUGCUACCUCAUUUGACUAGCAGGAAUGAAUACUUCCAAUGUUCUCUUGAUAUUUUUGCCUUUAUUGUUACUUUGUUUCUACUUGUUUUUUAUUAUUCUCAAUUGGCCAGUGCUAUUAAAAUCCUUGAGAUUA
This is a messenger RNA of Corvus hawaiiensis (hawaiian crow), 2878 nucleotides long. RefSeq names its product UDP-glucose 6-dehydrogenase (gene UGDH). Gene Ontology annotation, biological process: glycosaminoglycan biosynthetic process. Lineage: Eukaryota; Metazoa; Chordata; Aves; Passeriformes; Corvidae. The transcript has 12 exons. Bases 227 to 1711 code for a protein of 494 amino acids. Gene Ontology annotation, molecular function: UDP-glucose 6-dehydrogenase activity; NAD binding. The record is from RefSeq and is a predicted model, not a curated record. Gene Ontology annotation, cellular component: cytosol; nucleus.